Molecule: messenger RNA, 477 nt
Organism: Sphaerodactylus townsendi
Lineage: Eukaryota; Metazoa; Chordata; Lepidosauria; Squamata; Sphaerodactylidae
Gene: STAP2
Product: signal transducing adaptor family member 2
Exons: 3
Coding region: 49-477 (142 amino acids)
Molecular function (GO): signaling adaptor activity
Source: RefSeq, a predicted model, not a curated record
CCGACUGUGGGAGAGAGCCUGCCAGAAACCCGGGGCGGCUGGUGGGAGAUGGCCGUGCCACUCUGCCCGGGCAGAAAACCAAGGGCCAGCCUGCCGGGCCAUUAUUACGAGGGGUACUUGGAGAAGAAGGCACCAUGGGAAAAAGAAUACAAGAAAUUUUGGGCUGGCCUCCGAGGCCUCCGUCUUUAUUUCUACUACACCAACAGAGCUAUCCAGUAUGUCGAGCUACUUGAUCUGUCUGACUUUGUGUCUCUGGUGGAUGACGACCCCCCGAGAACGGUGGCCGGCUGGACCGUGGAGGAGGCCAAGUUGACCCUGAGGAUGAGAAGCCAAGAAGUGCAAUUAAAGGUAACCCUUCUGGGCCACGAGGGAAUCCUCACAUCAUUUGCAGGAAAGGACAAUCAAAAAGGGGAGAAAAUUCAUCGAGCGCUGCUCUCUGCACCAACAGGACCUCCAAACUCUGAUGCAGGGGUGUGA